Scedosporium apiospermum is the source of this 4218-nucleotide messenger RNA. Its product is annotated as p-type ATPase. NCBI's taxonomy places the organism in Eukaryota, Fungi, Ascomycota, Sordariomycetes, Microascales, Microascaceae. The transcript is spliced from 3 exons. Gene Ontology annotation, biological process: post-Golgi vesicle-mediated transport; intracellular protein transport; endocytic recycling. The coding region runs from base 1 to 4218 and encodes 1405 amino acids. Gene Ontology annotation, molecular function: magnesium ion binding; ATP hydrolysis activity; ATPase-coupled intramembrane lipid carrier activity. Gene Ontology annotation, cellular component: plasma membrane. The record is from RefSeq and is a predicted model, not a curated record.
AUGGUUGAAGAGGUAGAACCAGGCGGCCCCGACGCUACCGGAGCGCCGAUCACCGCAGCUCCCACCAGAGCCAGCCAGCGCAUGUCGAGAGCCACGUCGUUAAGCCAGACAAUCCAGAGCGGAUUACACAAGGUUUACAAGAGAGUCUUUCUCGAAUUCAUCCUCCGCGAAAAGCCUCUACCAGCCUCGAAAGAUGGCCGGCACAUCCCCCUCGAACCCGGCCGCGAGCAGCCGCUAACCGACAACCGCCGCGGACGAUCAUACAUCGACAACUCUAUUCGAACCUCACGAUACACCAUCUACGAUUUCUUUCCAAAGCAAGUGAUUUUCCAGUUCAGCCGCAUUGGCAAUUUUUACUUUCUAUGUGUUGGUGUGCCGCAGACAAUUCCGGGUCUAAGUACAACGGGAAACUUUACCACCAUCCUACCGCUCAUGUUCUUUGUUCUCCUUACCGUCGCCAAAGAAGGAUACGAUGACUUCAAGCGCCACCGUCUCGAUAAUGUCGAAAAUGCGAAUGCCGCCAUAGUUUUAAAGGACGCAUCCAAGGCUCGGCCCCAUGUCGUAGUCACAAAGAGGAAACAGAGCCGCAUCCCAUUCCAUUAUAAGAAGGUCCGAGAACCGCUCCGGGAGUUUGACGAAGAGUACGAUGGUCUUAGAUGGGUUUCGACCAAGUGGUGCGAUAUCAGAGUUGGAGAUGUGGUGAAGCUGGUCCGAGACGAGCCUGUCCCCGCCGACAUCGUGCUCUUACACAGCGAUGGCGAAGAUGAUUUAGCAUAUAUUGAGACGAUGGCCCUGGAUGGGGAGACCAACCUGAAGACUAAGCAGGUGUCAACAGCAAUCAAGGAAUGUGGAACGAUUAAGGGGAUCCGAUCUUGCCGCGCCCACGUUGUCACGGAGGACCCUAAUCCUGACCUGUACCGUUUUAACGGCAAGGUCACUGUCGGCGAGAAGACCUUACCUCUGACGCUCAACGAGGUGAUAUAUCGCGGCAGCAUUGUGAGAAACACGCCGAGCCUGAUUGGCCUAGUCGUCAAUACUGGCGAGGAGUGCAAAAUUCGUAUGAAUGCGAACCAGCACCCAAAGGCUAAACGGCCAGCGCUUGAGCUCAUAGUGAACAGGAUCGUCAUCACCCUCGCCAUCUACGUCGUCGUCCUUUCCGUCGGAUGCUCUAUGGGUUAUGUUGCCUGGCAAAAGUCCGUCGAGGCCAAAAGCUGGUACCUCGACGACGCGAAAGUAGCGUUCCACGAAAUCCUCAUUGCCUACAUUAUUCAGUUUAACAAUGUCGUUCCUCUUGCCCUUUACGUCAGCCUGGAAAUUGUCAAGAUCGGCCAACUCAUCAUGCUGAACUCCGACAUCAACAUGUACGAUGCUGCUUCAGACACUCCUGCAAAGUGCAACACGAACACCAUUCUAGAAAACUUGGGCCAAGUUGGCUACAUAUUCUCCGACAAGACUGGUACCCUUACCGACAAUGUUAUGAAGUUUCGAAAACUCAGUAUUGCAGGAACGGCUUGGCUCCACGAGACUGAUCUAGACCAGGACACAAUCGCUGACACAGUUGACUCUGAUGAUGACUCUCAGAUUAGUUCGGAAAAGCCUCCGUUUUUCAAAGCAAGCAUCCCAGCCAUAAGAGUACCGGCAGCGGCGGCCGUCGAGACGCCCGACUCCUCGGAGGCUCUUGAGACAGUAGCAACAACGACUAUCACUCCGAGAGCGUCCAUGACACAGAGGAGAUCAUCUUCUCAGUGGCGGUCAACUGGACGCCCUGACCAUGUGCAGCCUGAUGUGACGACUUCCGACCUAAUGGAGUACAUCCGACACCGCCCCAACUCGCUCUUUGCCCGAAAGGCGAAGCAGUACAUUUUAGCGAUGGCUCUGUGCCAUACUUGCCUUCCUGAGGUGCGAGAUGGGGUUCUCGAAUACCAGGCGUCAUCUCCGGAUGAGAUUGCCCUCGUAAGGGCUGCUCAGGAGCUAGGUUAUACGGUAGUGAAGAGGUCUCCGCAGCAGAUUACUCUCCGCGUUGCGACCGACGACAACGGCUCGUCUAGAUUACAAACUUUCGAAAUCCUUGACGUCAUCGAAUUUAGCAGUAAGCGGAAGCGCAUGUCUGUCGUCCUGCGGUACCCAGAUGGUCGCAUAUCAGUCAUUUGCAAAGGUGCCGAUUCGGUCAUACUGCCACGCCUUAGGAUGGCACCGCUGGCGAAACAGAAGGCUUCUGAGGUGAGAAAGAGCGCAGAUCUAGAGCACGAGAUGUUACGAAAGAGUUUGCACGAAUCUCGGCCGAGCAUCGGUGGUCGUCCAAGUCUGACUACGAGAUUUGGUGGCCCACCUAUGCGUGAAGCGAGUAGUAGCCUAUUACGACAGGCCAGUACGGCUAGGAGCAGAUCCUUUGAUGCAGCAGCAAGCUCGAGGCCACUGCGUGAUGAAAAGCCCCGCCCGUCGCUUGCCACUCGCGAUCGGUCUCUCGAUGUCUCGAAACUCACCCACCUUCAGCCUCCAGGCAAAGGAACAGGAGAGCCGGAUGAAAUGGACAAGUUCUCGUUCCUCGACGAUCCUUAUAUCCAUGACGACCCCACUGUAUUUAGUCGAUGCUUUAAGCAUUUGGAUGAAUUUGCUGCGGAGGGGCUGAGGACUCUAGUCUUUGCGCAGCGAUUCGUACCGGAAGCGGAGUAUGCGGGAUGGAAGAAGAUUUACGAAGACGCCACAACCAGCUUGGUCGACAGGCAAGAGCGUAUCGAAGCUGCAGCAGAAAUGAUUGAGCAAACGUUUGACUUGGUCGGGGCCUCGGCCAUCGAAGAUAAGCUUCAAGAGGGUGUACCGGAUACGAUUGACCGGCUACGACGAGCAAACAUCAAGAUAUGGAUGCUAACAGGAGAUAAGCGGGAGACAGCCAUCAACAUUGCGCACUCGGCUCGGAUCGUUCAAGCGGGGUCCGACUUGUAUGUGUUGGAUUCUACCAAGGGGUCCCUCGAUUCGCAGUUGCUCAAUAUCAUGGAGGACGUCCAGACGGAGUCUAUUCAUAGCGUGGUCGUGGUCGACGGUCACACGCUCGGCAUUAUUGAGCAGUCGGACGACCUCUCGGCGCAGUUUUACGCCAUCAUGCCCUUGGUUGACUCGGUCAUUUGCUGCCGGGCCUCCCCAGCCCAAAAGGCGCUCCUCGUCAGGACGGUUCGGUCGCGGUUGCGAAAAAUGAAGGGAGCCCACCGAGGUCUUACUCUCGCGAUUGGCGAUGGUGCGAACGAUCUGGCCAUGAUUCAAGCUAGUCACGUCGGUGUAGGCAUCUCGGGCAAGGAGGGCCUCCAAGCAGCACGUGUAGCCGACUACUCGAUUGCUCAAUUCCGGUUCCUCCAGAGACUGUUGUUUGUUCACGGAAGAUGGAACUAUGUGCGAACGGCCAAAUUUAUCAUCGCGACUUUCUGGAAGGAGAUGUUCUUCUAUCUGCCCACUGCGCUCUACCAGCGGUACAAUGGCUAUACGGGGACCUCGCUUUACGAAUUUGCCAGUUUAACCGUCUUCAACACGCUCUUUACGAGUUUGUGCGUCAUCUGCAUGGGCAUUUGGGAGCAGGAUCUCCGCGCCGAGACUCUGCUAGCGGUUCCAGAACUCUACUCGUACGGACAAAGGAAUAUGGGGCUCAACAUGUGGAAGUACAUCGCAUGGAUGAUCAUUGGUGCCACAGACGGCGUUCUGGCCUGGUUCGGCGUAUGGGCCGGCUACGGGUGGAAAGCUAGGCUGAGUGACCAGGGUUUGUUCGCUCUGGGUAACCUGUCCUUUACCGUCGGUGUGCUUUGGAUCAACUGGAAGCUAUUCAUAUUUGAGACGCAUUACAAGACUGGCAUCAUCAUGUUCUGCUUCUUCCUUACGACUAUCGGGUGGUGGGCCUGGCAGGCAUUUCUAGCCGGUUCCUACGAACCUACGCCGUCCAUCUACGCUGUACAUGACGGUUUUAUGCAAACUUUCGGACCCGAUCUGUUGUGGUGGGCGACUUUGUUUGCCGUGCUAGCGGUAUUGGGACUGAUAGAUUUCACUCGAAAGCUGAUCAAGCGGACGCUGAUCGGUCUGGGCGUGUACAGGUGGCCGCCGUGGAAGGCGAGGUCGAACGGAGAGUUGGAGGUGGAGGUGUGGCAGGAGAUGGAGAAGGAUCCGGUAAUAUGGGAGAGGUUGCAGAGACUUGCUGCUGGCGGUGACGAGGAGGAUCCGGAGGCUGAGGAGGCGUAA